AUGACCAGAUCCUCGUGUGGUAAACUACUUGAUUUCGAUCCAGAAAUUGAAUGGACCUUCAGAGCUUUGAGAAUUCAAGAGAACAUUUCAGAGGACUCAGGAAGUUCUUUAUCAUCUUCAGAUACCCCCAUGGCUGAUCAUAGCAGAACAAUGAAAGAGCUUGCAGCUCCUAAUGAGGCUUUCAAAUAUUCUUACAUUACAUAUCCAGAUUUGGCAGGAGACUUCGAGCUUAGAUCUGGAUUGAUUCAUUUGCUUCCAAAAUAUCAAGGAUUAUCUGGAGAAGACCCAAAUAGACAUUUGCAUGAAUUCCAUGUGGUCUGCUCAACCAUGAAGCCACAAGGAAUCUCAGAAGAAGAUAUCAAGAUGAGGGCUUUUCCAUUUUCAUUAACUGGAGUAGCAAAAGAUUGGCUGUAUUAUUUUCCACCAGGAUACAUCACUUCUUGGAUAGAUAUGAAGAAGGCUUUCUUGGAGAAAUUCUUUCCAGCUUCAAGGACUGCAAUUAUCAGGAAAAGUAUCUGUGGGAUUCAGCAAGUGGUGGGAGAGACAUUAUACGACUAUUGGGAGCGAUUCAAGAAAUUAUGUUCAAGUUGUCCUCAACACCAAAUCAGUGAGCAGCUACUAGUCCAAUACUUCUAUGAGAGUUUGCUACCUAUGGACAGAAGUAUGAUAGAUGCAGCAGCUGGAGGAGCUUUAGUGAACAAGACUCCAGAACAAGCUAGGGAGCUUAUUUCAAACAUGGCAGAAAAUUCACAACAAUUUGGAAGUAGAGCUUUGACAACAAGAGGGGUUGGAGAGGUUCAAAUGAUUUCCAAUGAACAAAAGGAGAUAAGAAGCUCAUUAUUGGAGUUAACAUCUUUGGUAAAGCAAUUGGCACUGAAUAAUGCUAAUCAAGCUUCCAUUUUGCCAAGUACACAGUUUCCAUAUCAAUCGAAGGGAGUUUGUGGCAUUUGUUCAAGCCAAGACCACAAUUCAGAAUUGUGUCCAAACCUUCAUCAAGAUGAGUCAGUAGCAGCAUUUUCUAGAGCUCAGUUUCCUCAAAAAUAUGACCCCCACUUCUCUACUUAUAAUCCUGGUUGGAGAGAUCAUCCUAAUUUUAAGUAUAGCAACUCAUUCUAUCAACAACCAUUUUCAAAUCAGCAGUUCAGCCACACUUCCAGCAAUUUCCAGCAACCUCAGCAAAGUUUCCAGCAGCAAAAUCAGCCUUUCCAGCAAUAUUAUCAACCUGCAAAUCAAUUCCAACAGCAAUUUCAGCCUUUUCAGCAGUUUCCAAAUCAAAAUCAACAAUGGCAAUUCCAAAAUCAGGGAGUUCAGCAGGGGCAAAAUGCAAUCCAGAAUGCACUUCCAGCACCUUCAAGGUUAAGUUUGACUCAAGGAAGUUCUAAUAACUCUUCUAAUUCCGAUUCACAACAGAAGAUGGAUGAUUUACUGCAACAAAUUUUGCAACAACAGCAAUUAUUUUUACAGCAGCAACAACAUCAACAAAGGAUAGAUUCAGCUUUGCAAAAUCUUGAAAGACAGAUUAGCCAACUAGCAACGAACUUAAAUCAAAUGCAAGCUCAAGGUUCAAGCAAACUACCUUCUCAAACAAUGCCAAACCCAAAGAAUGUGAGUUCGUUGACUCUUCGAAGUGGAAGAACCAUAACCGAACCAAUGAAGAAUAUUCCAAUUGGAUCAGAUUUUGUUGCACCAGUACCAGAUUCACCAGAUCUUGUACCAGGAAAUUUGAAUUCAGAAUCCACUCAACCAGUACAGAACAGUGGAAGAAAUACAGCAGAACAGAUUUUAACAGAUUUUGGUUCAGCAGAACAAGAUGAUUCACAAUCAGCUCCAAUUUCAGCUCAAAAUGUAGAGAAAGAAUCACAACAGCAAGGUACUGAGAUUUCUGCUCCAUUACCUUUUCCUCAAAGAAGAAUCCAGCAAAAGAAGCAUGUUGAGGUGAAUGUGCCCUUGUUAACUAUGAUAGAGCAAGUUCCGAAAUAUGCAAAAUUUCUCAAGAAUGUAUGA
Zingiber officinale is the source of this 2004-nucleotide messenger RNA. RefSeq names its product probable basic-leucine zipper transcription factor I. The coding region runs from base 1 to 2004 and encodes 667 amino acids. NCBI's taxonomy places the organism in Eukaryota, Viridiplantae, Streptophyta, Magnoliopsida, Zingiberales, Zingiberaceae. The transcript has a single exon. The record is from RefSeq and is a predicted model, not a curated record.